Molecule: messenger RNA, 1023 nt
Organism: Fomitopsis serialis
Lineage: Eukaryota; Fungi; Basidiomycota; Agaricomycetes; Polyporales; Fomitopsidaceae
Exons: 2
Coding region: 176-856 (226 amino acids)
Source: RefSeq, a predicted model, not a curated record
GAUAUGUGAAGCAUGUCUGUGUUAUCGGUCUACCUUUGUGUAGGAUCGGCGACCAGUAUGACGGCGGGAAUGCACUGCUGCUGCACGAAGUCCUCACACGACUACCCAAUGUCGCGAAUUACAGCUGGACAAUGUCGAUCUUGAUGUCCACCUCCCCUUGGACUAUACUACAGAUAUGGGGGUAGCACUCCGACCGUUCUCCCACCUCUUUCCAUUCCCCAACCUUAGAACGCUGCACCUCUCUUCGGUCAUGGUCCAUUCCAUCCACGACAUCACGCGCUUGAUAGCGGCAUUCCCCCAUCUCUCUGUCCUGGUCAUAGAUCGGGCACUCUGGUGGCAAGAUAAUUCCUCCGCCCCAUUGGGGCAUGUAGAGCUCGAGGCGCACAGCUUACUCUGCAGAAUCUCAGCCGUUUAUCAGUGUUCACGGUGCCAAGUCCCAUGGACUGUUGCGGCGAAUACAGAGGUUCCCUGCGUUACAGGCAACCGACAGUUCGGCUGGACGACGUACGUGGCAGACGAGAAGCGGCUCCUCUUGGGCCUGCUGCGUGAUUCUGCGCCGAGCAUCAAGGUCUUGGAUCUCGUCACUAGAUACGACAGUAAUCUGUUCUCGGACCUUGACGGCGCCCAGUAUGUACAUGUCCGCGACCUCAAUCUCAUGCUCGCCGCAUCCUCCCAUGACCUCGAUGCCUUCUGCCCCUCACUCCCCCCGUUCCUCACGCAACUCGAUGCUACACACCUGCGCUCCCUUACGCUCGGCUUCAGCCUCUUCCGCCCGACGAACAUGUACUGGACGUUCGUUGACUGGGCUGUGCUGGACGACGCGCUUGUCCAGCUGCACGCACGCAACCCGCGCUGACGGUCAUGUUCCGCAUCGCGUUCGUCCCCGCGACGGACCUUUCGGAAAACAUUUCGACAGACGUCGCGGGCCCGCUCGUCGGAUUCUUACCCCGUACGCUGGGCACGACUCUGAUGCGGAUUGGUGUGAGGUGUGACUUGUUCGAAAAAAUGGCAGGCCCCCUCCGU